AUGGCCCUCAGUUCGUCGACAACAGAAACCCACGCAGACGUCGUCUGGUCGUCAUCACUUUCACGCCCGCGCGCCCGCUCGACGCACGCCGCGGCGGGCGCACACCGCCGCCGGCGCCCCUCCCUCCUCCAGCGCGCCAUGCGCCGCCGCCCCGGGAUCGCGGGGAUCCAGCAGAGGACGCAGACCGCGGCGACGAUGCAGCGUCUCGGCGCGCACGCGAACGCCGAGCGCCUCCAAGCGAUGCGCGCGCAGCUCGCGGAGUUCAAGGCGUCGCUCGAGAAGUUCGCGCUGAAGCACAAGGCCGCGAUCAAGCGAGACCCGGCGUUCCGCGCGUCGUUUCACAAGAUGUGCGCCAACGUCGGAGUGGACCCGCUCGCGUCGAACAAGGGGUUCUGGGCCGAGGUGCUCGGCAUCGGCGACUUUUACUACGAGCUCGGCGUCUCCAUCGUCGAGGCGUGCCUCGCCACGCGCGCCGCGAACGGCGGGCUGAUCGACCUCGAGAACCUCAUGCGCGCGGUCAUCAAGCGCCGCGGCGCCGCCGCGGCGAAAGUCAGCGAGGACGACGUCCUGAGGGCGAUCGAGAAGCUGCGCGUGUUGGGCGGGGGGUGGAGCGCGUUGAACGUCGGAGGACGCGUCGUCGUGCGGUCAGGUUCGUUCGUUCGUUCAUUCAUUCAUUCAUUCAUUCUGUCGUCGCGCCGGUCCCAUACAGUACUGUACGACGUCCCCGUUCGCGCGGUGCGCGCCGUUCCUCGAGGACGGACUUUUCCUUUCCCGCGCGAACUUCUGCGAUUCUCUCCCCGACCUCGACGCCUCACAGCUCCGACUGACGCGAAUCACCGCGCUCCGAAACGAUCCUCGUCAGUCCCGACGGAGCUCAACGCCGACCAGGGCGAGGUGAUUCGCGUCGCGGGGGGCGCCUGCUCGGGGGGCGCCCACCACUCGGGGGGUGCCCACUCGGGGGGUUCCCACUCGGGGCGUGCCGACGCGGGGACUUCGACGCGAGGCGCGGUCACGCGCACGUCGCUGAUGCGCGUCACGGGGUGGGAGGGCGCGCGCGCGGACGCGGCGUUGAGGGAGUUGAUUCGCUGCGGCGCGUGCAUGGUGGACGACGGCGACGCGAUCGCGGGGGAACGCGUGUACUGGCUUCCGUGCGUCUCCGAGGGCGCGGCGUGA
This is a messenger RNA of Micromonas pusilla CCMP1545, 1173 nucleotides long. RefSeq lists its product as uncharacterized. Gene Ontology annotation, biological process: protein transport to vacuole involved in ubiquitin-dependent protein catabolic process via the multivesicular body sorting pathway. Lineage: Eukaryota; Viridiplantae; Chlorophyta; Mamiellophyceae; Mamiellales; Mamiellaceae. The record is from RefSeq and is a predicted model, not a curated record. The coding region runs from base 1 to 1173 and encodes 390 amino acids. Gene Ontology annotation, cellular component: ESCRT II complex. The transcript is spliced from 2 exons.